Larimichthys crocea (large yellow croaker) is the source of this 1752-nucleotide messenger RNA. RefSeq names its product protein FAM19A1. Gene Ontology annotation, biological process: regulation of neuroblast proliferation; neuroblast differentiation. The transcript is spliced from 6 exons. The record is from RefSeq and is a predicted model, not a curated record. Lineage: Eukaryota; Metazoa; Chordata; Actinopteri; Sciaenidae. Gene Ontology annotation, molecular function: receptor ligand activity. Bases 478 to 918 code for a protein of 146 amino acids.
UAAGACAUGUGAUACAGUCUUUACACUCAGCCAGGCUGUACGGGAACAUUUGUUUCUUAGUGCUCGCUGAGAGGGGGACUCAGCGAGAGCUGCUGCUCAGAGGCUGCCUUUCACUGGAAGGAUGCAGACGGUGAAAGAAGAGAUUCCACUACAGUUAAUUAAGGAGCACUCCGCACGUGCCUAUAAAUGCGAAGGGGCAAAUGAAUUCAGUGUCAGUGGAAGCAGCUCCUCAAGGGGAGGCAGUGAUAUUUCAUUGAAAGAGCUGUAAAUCUAUUUCCUAGACUCUGGGCUUGACGGUCAUUUCUGAAUCAUUGGACUGUUGCUAUCAAAGUGUGGAGCAGGGAGGCAGAGUCAGUGGAGUUCCCUCCUCGAGCUAAAUUCAGAGUUAUUGGAUGGGAUCAACAUGAGCAGCACUAUGGAUGGAUUUAUGUCAUUCUGUUGAGAUACUGAUAUACUCUUUGUUGGGUUGCUCAGCAGAUGUGUCCUGUCAUGUCCUGGCUGCUCUGCCUAUGCCUCUGGGUCAGUGUGACUGCUAUUCAGCUGUGUCAGGCCACUUUCUACGACACCAUCCAACAGCAUCAUGGGACGAGGCCUGGACGAACCACUAUCCACAUGAUCGAGGGGGGCACAUGUGAAGUAAUUGCUGCUCACAGAUGCUGUAAUAAAAAUCGUAUUGAGGAGCGGUCACAGACAGUCAAGUGUUCCUGUCUGCCAGGGAAGGUGGCUGGAACCACCAGAAACAGACCUUCAUGUGUCGACGCAUCCAUAGUAAUUGGGAAGUGGUGGUGUGAGAUGGAGCCUUGCCUGGAGGGGGAGGAAUGCAAGACGCUCCCUGACAACUCAGGCUGGAUGUGCUAUGCCGGCAACAAGAUCAAAACCACAAGGAACACUCAGCCAUACACAACAUCAACAUAUUAACACUUUGUGGAAAAAAGACGCAAGGGAACGCCUCUGGUGCAAAGGUUAAUCUGCAGCGUUGUCACAGGACCAAUUAUCACAAAGGCAAUGAACCUAUUGUUGCGUUAAGAAAUGUGAACACUUCUCAGAUUAAAGUGUAAAAAGAUGUAGAAUACAUAAAGCACAUCCUGCUCAAGGCUACUGAAAAUACUGACGCUCCGAGCUGCCUGCCUGCGGGGGGAACUUCAUCAUAACCUUGUAAUGAAUACAUUUUCAUUAUUUCUUUCCAACUAUGAGAUGGAACGCGAAUGCCUGUGCAUUUGGAUAAAUAUCUGACGUCCCUCGUCGAACAUCAGUGAGACAGAUGUCGCACGACACAGAAGAGGAAUCAAAAGGACAUGGGAUAAGCAAGUACAGCAGUCGACAGCGCUCAGGUUUUUCUUUUUGUCUUUUAAUAUUGUAAGAGGGAAAAUACUGUACAUAAAUUGUUUGUCCUCUCUUGUGUACAUGAAUUUUAUUUAUGGUGGUGGUGAAAAAUGAUAACUCAAGUCCCUGAAUGCAGUCUUGAUCCUCCCCUCUUGUUACCCACAAAGUCCAACACAACCAAAGUUCAAGGAUGUGACGUUACGAUAAAAACAGAUGCAUCGUGACGGAGAUGUUUUACGGCUUGUGUGUCUUGAUACUGUACAUUUAGCUAUUUAUCUGUAUGGUACUCGAUCACCUCUUUAAAUGGCUUUACCAGUUGAACUUGGUAACGUGUCAGCUACCCUGAAACUGAUUGACUCACCAAAAAUGUGAUACCAGUAGGUUGUUUUCGAUACUUGAAAUGCCUUAUUUGUGUCAAAUCAUACAAAU